Messenger RNA from Cheilinus undulatus (humphead wrasse), 2362 nucleotides. RefSeq names its product inositol polyphosphate 5-phosphatase K (gene inpp5ja). Gene Ontology annotation, cellular component: ruffle; plasma membrane; cytoplasm. The coding region runs from base 47 to 2362 and encodes 771 amino acids. The transcript is spliced from 13 exons. The record is from RefSeq and is a predicted model, not a curated record. Lineage: Eukaryota; Metazoa; Chordata; Actinopteri; Labriformes; Labridae. Gene Ontology annotation, biological process: negative regulation of peptidyl-serine phosphorylation; phosphatidylinositol dephosphorylation. Gene Ontology annotation, molecular function: phosphatidylinositol-3,4,5-trisphosphate 5-phosphatase activity; phosphatidylinositol-4,5-bisphosphate 5-phosphatase activity.
CACCUUUACGGUUCACCUUGGAAUCACAAAAACGCGCACAAGGUUGAUGGAUAGCAUGCAGCAGCGACAAAUCAAUGCUGACCCAUGUGGGCCAAAAUUACAGCCUGGCCCCUGUGCUGUGAUUGGACCUGCACCAAGUUUACCCCCACCGCUAAAAAUCGUCCCACCUGAGGUUCUAAAAAAGCAGCCUGGAUUGAGCCCCACCCAAGCCACAAUAGCACCCAUUAAAGUGACGGACCAAAUGCAGUCAGGGCAGCCAAAAUCUGGGUCCAAUCCAGUGCCGCUGUCAAGCAUAAGCCGGCCUAGACCGACAGCUCUUGGGACUAAACCUGCUCCAAAGACGCCCAGAAUCUUAACGGACCCUUCCAAGGAUAUUGAUCUGAUUCCACUUUGUAUCCCUGGACCUCAGAGUGCAAACGUGCCGCAGCAUUCCCCAACAGAGUCUUCUUUACCUGUUCACAGCCCUCAGAGUCCCCACAGCCCUCAGUCCUACAGCAGCCAGCCUUACCUGAGCCCUAACUCCAGCCUCAGCCCUAAACCUGUCCCCAUCCCUCAGCCGCAGAAGAUCUCCUCACCUGGGAGCACCACACAGAGCCAAACACAGGGGGAGAAGACAGGAGGAGAGAACAAUGACUUCAGGGUGUACAUCGUCACGUGGAACGUGGGAUCGGCUGUCCCGCCAGAUGACAUCACCGCUCUGUUUGGACCAAAUGUUUCUGAUGGGAGCGUUGACAUGUUUAUCAUCGGACUCCAAGAAGUCAACUCCAUGAUAAACAAGCGGCUGAAGGACGUGCUGUUUUCUGACCAGUGGAGUGAGCUUUGCAUGGACACGCUCAGUCCUUUUGGAUACGUUCUGGUGGCAUCCCAGCGUAUGCAGGGCGUGCUGCUGCUGGUUUUCUCUAAAUUCUGCCAUCUUCCAUUCCUGAGAGGUGUGCAGACACAGAGCACACGCACAGGACUCGGAGGAUAUUGGGGGAAUAAAGGUGGCGUCAGUGCAAGGAUGACGAUGUUCGGCCACCCAGUGUGCUUCCUUAACUGUCACCUGCCGGCUCACAUGAGGAACCUGGAGCAGAGGAUGGAGGACUUUGAGAGCAUCCUGCAGCAGCAGCAGUUUGAAGGAGGGACGGCAACAGGUGUACUGGACCACGAUGUCGUGUUUUGGUUCGGUGAUCUAAACUUCCGAAUUGAAGACUACGACAUCCAUGUAGUGAAAUGUGCCAUCGACAGCAAUAAGCUGCCUCUUCUGUGGGAGCGAGAUCAGCUCAACAUGGCUAAAAACACAGAGUCCAUCCUGGAGGGCUUCAUAGAAGGGCCACUCAAAUUCCCACCCACCUAUAAGUUUGAUGUUGGCACUCAUACAUACGACACCAGUGCUAAAAAGAGGAAACCAGCCUGGACAGAUCGCAUCCUUUGGCGCCACCGUCGAACGGGCUCUCCAGUACCUACCCAUAAUGCAGCACUUCAGCGGGGUUUGACCUCUUGGUUGGGCGGGGCCACUAAAGUGACUCAGCAUGCGUACCGAAGCCACAUGGGUUUCACCAUCAGUGACCACAAGCCUGUUUCUGCACUGUUUUCACUGCAUUUCCCAUUCAAGGUGGAGGUUCCUCUGGUGGAGCUGCAUGUAAACAAGGAGUGGUGUAAAGUCUCAGACGCUGCAGUCAGAUUCACUGUUGCAUCAACAUACCAGCGCAGCUCAUGGGACUGGGUGGCAAUAUACAAGGUGGGAUUCAGACAUCACAAAGAUUAUCAGGCGUACAUUUGGGCAAAGGGAGAGCACGCAACACAAGUGACAUUUUCAGAGGAGGAUCUUCCAAGAGAUGACUGUGAAUACAUGCUGGGUUAUUACAGUAACAAUAUGAACAGUAUUGUUGGAUUGUCAACACCAAUUCAGAUCAAGAUCCCAGUCCACAGUCCCACAGCUCGUCGUUCUGACAGCUCAGACAUCAGCUCAGAAGACGACAGCACCCUUGUCCUGCUGGCUCCGAGCUCCCGCAGCCCGAGCCCCAAAACAGGCAAACACCACCACCAUCGCCACCGUCGCAGCCGCAGCCCCGCUGUUCCUGCUCUCUCCUCCAACCCCCUCCCCUCCCUGCAAGGCCUCAGCCUCCAUCCCCGCUCCAAGGAAGGCCAGACCCGCAGCCGCUCUCCCUGCUCCGCUGCUAAGAAGGAACGGCUGGUCUCCCCCGACGCUGUGCAGUCCCCCACCAUCAGCCCCCUCAGCCCCCGCAGCCCUGUGUCCCCAGGUGGAGGGGUGACUGCCCCGGAGGCUCUCAUCGCUGCCAUCAUAGGUGAACACAGACCAGCUCAGGUUAGCCCCACCGGGGUCAAACAGAUAGGAAAGGCAGGGGAAACAGACAGUUAA